AUGGGACAAGACCAGUCGUCUCCAAAUGAUAAUGCGAACGGCGGCGAUAAGCCCAUCUACUCCUCUGAAGGUCCGUCCGGUGUAGCUGCUGGCGCGUCAAAGCAACUAAAGGCCAUGAGCAGUGUUGACCAGCAGCAGGAGCAGGGCACUGAGGGUGCAUAUCAUAGGCUCACUGAGAAGGAGCUGGAUAAGUUGGUGUAUGCUCAGAAGAAUGACGAUAUUGAUAUUUAUGACCUGAGCGUUAAUCGUGAACUGAAGGCCUUGUUGAUGACUAUCAAUGAUAAUGAUACUACUUCAACUAGCUCCACUACCACUCUGGGGGGUACCAAAGGUCUGAGGAAGGAGCUGUCAGCAAAUGCGGCUGAGUUCAUCCCUGGGCAGUUCUACGGUACAGUUGGUCCUUCGAGGCCGCAGGCCCAGGGGCAGUACGGGAAUUGGUCUAAGAAGAAUACGGUUAGCCAGGAAGAUAUCGCUAAGAAGCUUUCUUUACAGCAGAGGGUUGAGGCGAUCACAAGAGCUUCUAAUGCGAUACCAUCCGGACAUAAAUUGUGGAGGUAUAAGGACCCGAGGGGAACUGAACGCGGACCGUUUACAUUUGCGGAAAUGCGGAAUUGGUAUGAGAAAGGGUACUUUACUCGGGAGCUUGAAGUUACUAUAAGGGAAGGUGGACCCUUUAUAAAGUUGGGGGAGUUAUACGGUCCUGGCCAUCAACCGUUCUCGACCAAAUUGAACGAAGCGCAGGUUAUUGUUACAUGUGCUGCGUUGAUCUCGAGUAAGGCCCGAAGGAAGCUUGUGACGCCUUCUUAA
Perkinsus marinus ATCC 50983 is the source of this 807-nucleotide messenger RNA. RefSeq lists its product as hypothetical. Lineage: Eukaryota; Perkinsozoa; Perkinsida; Perkinsidae. The transcript has a single exon. Gene Ontology annotation, molecular function: protein binding. Bases 1 to 807 code for a protein of 268 amino acids. The record is from RefSeq and is a predicted model, not a curated record.